Molecule: messenger RNA, 2970 nt
Organism: Pyrenophora tritici-repentis Pt-1C-BFP
Lineage: Eukaryota; Fungi; Ascomycota; Dothideomycetes; Pleosporales; Pleosporaceae
Product: ribonuclease R
Biological process (GO): rRNA catabolic process
Cellular component (GO): nuclear exosome (RNase complex); cytoplasmic exosome (RNase complex)
Molecular function (GO): RNA binding; endonuclease activity; 3'-5'-RNA exonuclease activity
Source: RefSeq, a predicted model, not a curated record
AUGGAGUACUUUAGUCUCAAGCGGUCGACUGCCGAUCGCGGCCAGUCCAACCUUUCCAGCAAAGUCUAUGUGCGGUCCACAAAGAGUGGCAAGGUUCAGAAAAUCGUGAGAGAGCUAUACCUACGACAAGACAUUCCGUGCUCGUCGAAUCUGUGCAGGUCAUGUCUGGAGAUUGCACCAACCGACUACUCGCAAAAAGUAUCACCUUUCGUGCUAUCCGACACACCAGCAGGAUCAACCAACUUCCCAAAUGGCCAAUAUCUCGUUCCAGACACGAAUGCUUUUCUUACUGGAAUGGAUCUGUUUGAAGUCGAAACUGCCUUCCAUGAUGUCAUCGUCCUGCAGACUGUCCUAGAGGAAGUCAAGAACCGCUCAUUACCGCUCUACCACCGUUUGAUAUCUUUGACCAAGAACGAGGGAAAGCGAUUUUAUGUAUUCUUCAACGAGUUCCGAGUGGAGACCUAUGUCGCCCGGGAGCCCGGAGAGACGAUUAACGACAGGAAUGAUCGAGCCGUGCGCAAAGCAGUAGAGUGGUAUAAUCACCACAUCCAAGAGGCGGUCGCAGCACGCAGCAAGAAGCAGAGCCGGAUUCCUACGGUUGUCAUGAUCACAGAUGACAAGGACAAUCUACGGAAAGCCGCGGCCGAGCAGAUACCCGGCAUGACGUUAUCCGACUUUGUUUCUGGACUUGAGAAAUCGGAUGAGCUCCUGGAUAUGAUCAGCGCUGCGCAAGAACAGCGAGAGGUACGAUCUAAAAAGGCCCAAGUCUUCUACCCAGAACACUACACAGUAUCCAAGAUGAUGACUGGCGUAAAAGCUGGUACUUUACAUCAGGGCAUUUUCAACGUCUCGCCAUACAACUAUCUCGAGGGUUCCGUUCAUGUACCCUCUUUCGACAAGUCACUCCUCAUCCUAGGCCGCGAGAAUAGUAAUCGCGCCGUCUCUGGCGAUGUAGUAGUUGUUGAAGUACUUCCUAAAGAUCAGUGGAAAGCACCAUCCACCAAGAUCAUCGAGGAGGAGACUGUGAACAAGAACGACAAUGCUGAGGCCGAAGAGGGAGAGACUGUCAUUCCCGAGAGGGAGCAAAAAGCACUACAAGAAGAGGUCAAGAAGGUUCAUGGACAAAGCGCAGAAGGCAGGCCUCAACCUACUGCUCGCGUCGUAGGUAUCAUCAAGCGUAACUGGAGACAAUAUGUGGGUCACAUCGACCGCGAUUCUGUUCGCUCUUCGUCCAAAUCGAGCAGACAGCAACAGACGGUUUUCCUGGUUCCCAUGGACAAGCGUAUCCCCAAAAUUCGCAUACGGACACGACAAGCUGGUGAGCUUCUCGGUCAGCGUGUCUUGGCAACCAUCGACUCGUGGGAUCGCGACUCCCGAUACCCAGUUGGCCACUUUGUACGAUCACUUGGCGAGCUUGAAUCCAAAGGCGCAGAGACUGAGGCACUACUUUUGGAGUGGGACGUGCAGUACAAGCCUUUCCCAAAGACAGUCUUGGAUUGUCUACCUGCUGAAGGCCACGACUGGAAAGUGCCUGCUAGCAUGGAUGACCCUGGAUGGAAGGGACGCCGAGACCUUCGCGAUCUUCUGGUCUGCUCUAUCGACCCUGUCGGCUGCGUCGAUAUUGAUGAUGCUCUACACGCCCACAAAUUACCGAACGGCAACUACCAGGUCGGCGUUCACAUUGCGGACGUGUCACAUUUUGUCAAGCCGAAUAAUGCCAUGGACAAGGAAGCUAGCCAGCGUGGAACGACUGUUUACCUUGUCGACAAGCGUAUAGACAUGUUGCCCAUGCUUCUUGGAACAGACCUUUGCUCGCUGAAGCCGUAUGUCGAGCGCUAUGCCUUCUCUGUGCUCUGGGAGGUCACCGAAGAUGCGGACAUCGUUUCAUCACACUUUACAAAAUCGGUUAUCCGAUCAAGAGAAGCAUUCAGCUACGAACAAGCUCAAAUUCGGAUAGACGAUAACUCACAGCAAGAUGAUCUUACCAAAGGCAUGCGGACGUUACUUAUGCUUUCCAAAAAGCUGAAGCAAAAACGAAUGGAUGCAGGAGCCCUCAAUCUUUCAUCGCCAGAAGUCAAGGUUCGCACUGAAUCCGAAACCUCAGACCCAGUAGAUGUUGAGACCAAGAAACACCUCGACACCAACUCGCUCGUAGAAGAGUUCAUGUUGCUCGCCAAUAUCAGCGUCGCCGCAAAGAAUUACGAAGCCUUCCCACAAACCGCUCUAUUGCGGCGCCACGCCGCACCACCAAAGACAAACUUUGAAGAGCUUGACAACCAGCUCAAGGUCAAGAAGGGAAUGGAGCUCAAGACCGAUAGUUCCAAGGCUUUGGCCGACUCUCUCGACAAGUGUGUAGAUCCCGGCAAUCCCUUCUUCAACACUCUCGUCCGAAUAAUGGCAACGCGAUGUAUGAUGUCCGCCGAGUACUUUUGCGCGGGUACACAAGCCUACCCCGAGUUCAGACAUUACGGUCUCGCGAGUGAAAUCUACACACAUUUCACAUCGCCCAUCCGUCGUUACGCCGAUCUUGAAGCCCAUCGCCAGCUCGCCGCCGCAAUCGAAUACGAACAACUAGACCCCAGUCUGCAGUCCAAAGCCAAGCUUGAAGCUGUCUGCAAGAACAUCAACGUGCGCCAUCGCAAUGCUCAGCAGGCUGGUCGCGCUUCCAUCGAGUACUACGUCGGCCAAGCGCUAAAGGGCAAGGAUAUCAACGAAGAGGGGUUUGUUAUGAAGAUUUUCUCAAAUGGUUUCGUGGUCUUUGUACCACGAUUUGGUAUCGAGAGUCUGAUUCGCUUGAGAGAUCUGGCUACGCCUGAGCCAGAAGCCGACUUUGAUGCGGAGAACUAUGUGCUUAGUGUCAAGGGCGAUGUUAAGAGGAGCAUUGAGUUGUUCGAAAAGGUUACUGUUAGGAUUACGGAUGAGUUGGAGGAGAGCACUGGGAAGAGAAAGGUCAAGUUGAGCUUGGUUUAG